Molecule: messenger RNA, 1971 nt
Organism: Pseudophryne corroboree (corroboree frog)
Lineage: Eukaryota; Metazoa; Chordata; Amphibia; Anura; Myobatrachidae
Product: bone morphogenetic protein 8B-like
Exons: 7
Coding region: 614-1876 (420 amino acids)
Cellular component (GO): extracellular region
Molecular function (GO): growth factor activity; cytokine activity
Source: RefSeq, a predicted model, not a curated record
AAGCGUUUUCACGAACAGCAGAACUAGACGCCACUGAACAGCGGUUAGGUUACAAGUUAACACCUAUAAUGUAAUUUGCCAAGUAGCAGCUGAGCUAGAAGUGAGGGCUGGAGACCUCUAGUGCCCAGUACAGGAGGAAGCUCUGCCUGAGAGAGAGAGUGAUCCACAGGAGACUGAAGAGCUGGCAAUCGCUUUGGGAAAUUGGAAACAGGUCUGCCAAGAAUUCUCUAUUGCUUCCGUGCUCAGUAAGAUUUAACUGAUACGAUUUUUUUGGGACUGAGGGCUAAUUUCUCGCCAGGCUAUACCAUACUAUACUGCAUGUGAGAGGUACCAAGGCAGUGACGCUCAGCGGAGGAGCCUUAUUGAACUGUUCUAUAAGAUCCUUCAGAGGCGCUUACAUCUCCUCAUCUAUGCACAUUGCAACUAGGAAUGUCACAAUGGCUUGCAUAGGAUGCUUUGAAACACCCGAUUAUUGUUUUAUCUGAAUAGAUAUUCAUUCAUUUUCAAUUUAGCUGCCUCUUUUCAUGUAUUCAUCGUUCCAAUUUAAUUUGCUAAACGCUGAUUCAGAUUGAAAUAUCAUUUUUGGAAUUGUCACAUAUUUGGCCAGAAAAAAAUGCUAAACUCUUGUCAAAGUCUUUGGAUGGUGGUGUGUAUCGCUGGAUGUUUGUGGCACCUGACUGAUGGAAGCUUUGUGAGAAACCACCUCCGAUCAAGUUUUAUCCAGCGGAAACUGAGUGGCCGGGAGAAGCGAGAGAUGCAGAGGGAGAUAUUAUCCAUCCUGGGGUUGCCAGGGAGACCGAGACCUGCCAAUGGCGGACAGUUCCCAUCCUCAGCACCAUUGUUCAUGUUGGAUCUCUACCAUGCCAUGUGUAGCGAGGAAGAAGAGGACGGGGCACAAGGGGUGUCCCGGGCCAUAUUCACCACCCUGAGCACACAGAGCCCCCCUCUGGGUGCGGUCAUCAGCGAGGCUGACACGGUCAUGAGUUUCGUCAACAUGGUUGAACACGACAGAGAUAUCUUCCAUCAGAAACCAUAUUGGAAAGAGUUUAAGUUUGACAUGACCCAGAUUCCAACUGGUGAAUCAGUGACAGCUGCUGAGUUUCGACUAUUUAAGACUCGCAGUUUUCCACGCCAUUUUAACAGGACACUUCACAUCAGCAUCUAUGAGAUCCACCAAGAGCAUACAAAUCGCCAGCCUGAGUUAACGCUUCUGGACCAUGAAAGCAUACAAGCUGGUGAUGAAGGAUGGCUGGUCUUUGAUGUGACGGCUGCCAGUAACCACUGGUUGCUUCACUCAAAAUUGAAUUCAGGGCUGCGUCUCUAUGUGGAGAAUGAUAAUGGGCAGAGCAUUGAUCCAAGCUUGGCAGGCAUCUUAGGACGACGAGCCCCACGUUCCAAACAACCCUUUAUGGUCACAUUUUUUCGGGCAAGCAAAAAUCAGAUCAGAUCCACAAGGGCAAUUAAACAGCUCAAGAAAAGGCAACAGAAGAAACAUAACGACUUAGCACAUCCCAACAAACUUCCCGGUGUAUUUGAUCACGUGCAUGUUCCAGAUGGCAGACAAGUUUGCAGAAGACAUGAGUUGUAUGUCAGCUUUCGGGACUUAGGUUGGCUGGACUGGGUAAUUGCUCCUCAGGGGUACUCCGCAUUUUACUGCGAGGGGGAAUGCUCAUUUCCACUGGACUCUUGUAUGAAUGCUACCAACCAUGCCAUCCUACAGUCACUGGUUCAUCUCAUGAAGCCAGAAAGUGUUCCUAAAGCUUGCUGUGCGCCCACAAAACUCUCAGCAACGUCAGUCCUUUAUUAUGACAACAAUAACAAUGUAAUACUGAAAAAGCACCGGAACAUGGUAGUUAAGUCCUGUGGAUGCCAUUAAAGAAGAUGAAUUAUCCUUAUUUGCACUGAAACAAAGAAUUUCUCAACAUAUUUAUGUAACAUUUUUGACAUGAAAUCUAUUGUAUAAAUCAAUAA